CACGCACCUUUUAACGCGGAAAUUCUCUCUCUCUCUCUCUCUCCCUCUCUGUCUCUCUGUGUUCUUAACGCGGCAUUCCCACGUUUCUUUAUUCAAUCCAUUUUCUUUAUUCAAAGCUCGUCACCUACCAAACCCACGUAUUUUCUAACUAAUUUGCAAGAAUCAAAGGUCGUACAGAACUCAUUUUCACAACCCAGAAACCAAAAGAGCCGAACAGAGAGAGAGAGAGAGAGAGAUGUUGGAGCAGUGCUGGAGGCCACUGGAGAGUUGCUUUGGAUGGGGGCGGAAAGGGGAUGAGCUUCUAUGGGACACGAACCUCAAGCCUCACGCUUUGGGGGACUACUCGAUCGCGGUGGUGCAAGCCAACUCGUACCUUGAAGACCAGGGACAGGUGUUCACCUCUCCUUCCGCCACGUACAUCGGUGUCUACGACGGCCAUGGCGGCCCCGAAGCUGCUCGCUUCAUCACCCACCAUCUCCUCCCUUUCCUUCACAAGUUUGCAACAGAACAGGGUGGAUUGUCAGAGGAUGUUAUCAAGAAGGCAUUUGAUGCCACAGAAGAGGGAUUCUUACACUUGGUGAAGCGAUCGUUGCCUUCUCGGCCGCAGAUUGCUUCAGUGGGUUCAUGUUGUCUUCUUGGGGUUAUUUCAAAUGAUGUUUUGUAUGUGGCUAAUCUCGGCGACUCGAGGGCGGUUCUGGGCCGCCGAGAGUCAGAAGGACGGGGAAAUAGUCCGGUGGUGGCGGAGCGGUUAUCUACUGAUCAUAAUGUUGGAGUGGAGGAGGUGAGGAAAGAAGUCAAGGCACUUCACCCUGAUGAUUCACACAUUGUGGUGUAUACCCAGGGAGUUUGGCGAAUCAAGGGCAUUAUUCAGGUCUCAAGAUCAAUUGGAGAUGUCUAUCUGAAGAAACCCGAGUUUAACAGAGAUCCUCUUUUCCAUCACUUUGGAUUACCCAUUCCUUUAAAAAGGCCUGUAAUGACGGCAGAACCCUCAAUAGUGAAUCGAAAGCUAAAACCAAAUGACAUGUUUUUGAUAUUUGCAUCGGACGGUCUCUGGGAGCAUUUAAGCGAUGAAGCAGCUGUUGAAAUUGUCUUCAAAAACCCAAGAGUUGGAAUAGCAAAGAGGUUGGUGAGAACUGCCCUUCAUGAGGCUGCAAGAAAAAGAGAAAUGCGGUAUGAAGACAUACAGCGAAUCGAAAAAGGCGUAAGGCGUCAUUUUCACGACGAUAUUACCGUCAUUGUUGUAUAUCUGGAUCAUUCACGAGGUUCUCCAAAUGGACUCAAGCAUCACAGCCUCCCUAACUGCACUAAUGCCCCUGUAGAUAUUUUCUCCCUAAAUGCGGAUGUGGAUGAUCCAGAGGUCCCACUUCAUCCCAUCUCCUAAGCGAACGAUACUCCAAUAAUCUGUUAUGUUCUGUACGUACAAGUAGUUAUAUAGAAAGGUGCAUCUGGCUUGAAGCCAGGAUACGGCCCCAGAAUUUUUAUUUCACAGGAGAGAGUUUGUACAUAAUAUUGUGAAUGAAGGUUAACAGAUUGAAGCUCCA
Corylus avellana is the source of this 1541-nucleotide messenger RNA. RefSeq names its product putative protein phosphatase 2C 63. Gene Ontology annotation, biological process: protein dephosphorylation. Gene Ontology annotation, molecular function: cation binding; protein serine/threonine phosphatase activity. NCBI's taxonomy places the organism in Eukaryota, Viridiplantae, Streptophyta, Magnoliopsida, Fagales, Betulaceae. The record is from RefSeq and is a predicted model, not a curated record.